Musca vetustissima is the source of this 4919-nucleotide messenger RNA. RefSeq names its product serine-rich adhesin for platelets (gene PTP-ER). The record is from RefSeq and is a predicted model, not a curated record. Gene Ontology annotation, molecular function: protein tyrosine phosphatase activity. Gene Ontology annotation, biological process: protein dephosphorylation. The transcript has 2 exons. Bases 60 to 4919 code for a protein of 1619 amino acids. Lineage: Eukaryota; Metazoa; Arthropoda; Insecta; Diptera; Muscidae.
UGGAAAACGACAAUUACAACAAUAACAACAACAGUAGUAGCAUCUGCGAGGCCGAAAAUAUGCAGCGAGGUCAAGAGGAUUUAAUGCGCAGUAGCAGCAGCACAACCACUGCCUUUGAAUAUUCAUUUCCCACCAACAAUGACGACGAGGACGAUGACGACGACGAUGACACCGAAAGUAAUAAAAGUACACCGUAUUUCACACCAAUGGAAUUUAUACAGAGUCCAUUCGAGUUUCCGACGCCACGCCUGACGGACACAACAUCAGCGGAACACCAGCUGACAUCAGCCGCUGCAACGCUGUCUAGUAAUGUUCAAACGUGUGUAAAGACUAACAACAGUGAAUUGGAAAGUAUGCCCUCGAAAGAACACACCCAGCAUCAUCAAGCCGUAGAUAAUCAACAAAGUCCAAGAAUAUUACAAAUAUCCGGAGCUGUGCCGGGCACUCCAAAAGCAGCUACGGCACUCAUAAAGCAUUUAGAACCAUCAUCGCCAAAAGUAAAGGGAAAAUAUCGAAGGUUUUCACUUUACGAGAGACGCUCCUGUUCGCCACAACAUUUAAUAAUCAAAAACGCAUCGUCCGCAGAAUGCACAGUGGAUACUGACAAAGAGAAUACCAAGCCAAAGACAAAGGCAACCGAUAAGCAGCACGACGAAAGCCACAGUGGUGGCAAUAAUUCACCUAGCCUAAUCCUAGAUGAGACCACUGGUUCGCCAAGAAUUCUGACCUCUUCUGAAGCAGCCAUGAUAUCAUCGGGUCGUUUAUCAUAUUCUCCCAAGCUAUUAACGUCCAUUAAUAACCUUCACUUGGCCUCGCCGUUGGGCGUUAUAAGCUCCGCUGGUUACAAGAACGGAAACUACUUUAAGUUCCCCGAGAUUGAUCAUGUUGUACAGCAGGAAACGUCGAGUCAGACUGGAGCCCCAUCGACUUCAGCUGCGGACGAUAAUUCUGGCACCAGUCGCAGCAGCAAAGACAAUCAUAAACGUGCAAAUAUAACACGAAAAUCAGCCUCGAACGAUAACCAAACGACUUCAACUCCCAACUCCAAUUUUGAAUCGUUCAAUGAAACGGAAAUGGAAAUCAAACCAACAACAAGUGCAAUUCUACCGAGAAUCGAAACCAAAAGAAAUCGCAAAAACAAAAAUAAUCUAACGAUAAAAAUAAUAAAUAACUCAUCUUCCACCAACACCACCACAUCCUCCUCUUCCACGUCCUGCAACAACACGGGAUCCUUUUACGAAAAGCCCCCACUCUCACCGAAUUCGAGCAACAAACCGAAAACACCCACCAUUAAAUCAACCAAAGAAAAGGCUUUGUCAUUGGACUCGGCCCACACGGCCAAGGAAUCCACCACCGCCAUCAAGUCCACUCUUAUGAUAAAACCCGAACUAUACCUAAGCUGUGAUGAAAUCGAUUCAAAUUUAACCGGAAGCUCUAACCGUUUAGAAAUACAAUCUCAAGAUCGCCUGCGUCCCCACCACCCGAACAACACUCGAUCCACCUCCAUGUCGCAGCUGACAAUUGGCCAUGGCGCUGGCAGUAGUGCCAAAUUGAAUAAAAAUAUACGCAGACGAAUACCCAACUCCAAUAGUGUGGAUUGGCAUCUGCACCAGCGGAAAUAUCCAACUUUACAUCAUGCCAUACCAGAUCCGAUCACUAAGAAGUUGACAGACAAACGUGACGAUGCAAAAUUAGUUGUUAUCUUGAAGGAAGAUGAAGAGGUGUCCCCUGAGCAGCAACAACAACAGCAGAUCCACAGUUACUCGGCAUUGCAAACUCCCAACUCUAGCACCUGUACAUCCACGCCAUCCUCGGCUCUCAGAACACCAUAUAAACACAAUCCUUUGCUGCAUAACUCAAACACAAAUCUUAAGACGUUGCCGGAAUUUCUAACUUUGGUGGAGUUUUCAACAAAUUCGGCAUCGGCCAUGGGUGCGGAUCAUCCCUACAAACAAAAGUCCAUGGACUUGCCAAGCUCAUCGACGGCAGUGGCAUCGAUACCGGGAAGCAGACCACCGAACUCUUCAUCGUCCACCAAUCUUCUUCAGAGAAGAGGCUCCAAUCACAGUCUUACACUAAAUCUUCACUCGCAAUCAUAUUCGAACCUUCUGGGGUCAUGCCGGUCCGGCCUAUCGGUGUCCAACUACAGUCUUGGCUCUGUUGGAAAUUCCAGUAAUAACUUGAACUCGAAAUCCAGUUGUAAUUUGAAUAUAUCAACUUCACAAACAUCACAAACUACCAACACAACGGCAACCGUAACCAGCCAAGGCGCAAGACAGAGUCUUUUCCGUAGACGAGGAUCCAAUCAAAGUUUAACUCUCACGAAUCUAUCUUGUGGCAAUUUGAAUUCAUUUGCCAGUCAGAAUUCGUUGAAUGUCGAACGAUCGGGACAACUGCCUAGUUUGGCCAGACCCAUAGCAAAUGCCUCGCUAACCACAACACCACGAAGAGGUCUGCUCGAAAGGAGGGGAUCAAAUCAAAGUCUUACCCUCAAUAUGAGUAGCUCAUUUGGAGGAAUUGGCAGCGAGCGAGGUGCUCUCGGCAACAGUAGCAUUAAUUUGGGGGAUGCGGCAAAGGCAGAGGAAGAAAUCAAAGCCACCAACCACCACUCUUCACUGAUGCCUAACUGCUCUGUCCAUUCUCAUCAGAGACGUUUCUUUAGUAGCGAAAGUUUGAAUCGCAACAAUAGCUCCCAGUUCGGCGAAUUGAAUCCACCGCACAAACGAAAUGCCAAUCAGCUAUGUUUCGGUUCGGUAAACGAUCUCAAGCCCAGCCCAGACAGAGGAUCGUCACACAAUUUGCGCGAUGACAAUACCAAUCCACAAGCCGAACAUUUCGAUUUCAAGGAGACCUCUGUAUGCACAUGUCCCAGUAUACGCAACAUCAUGACAAAACCCCUCUCCCCACAGACCACAAGCGAAGAGUUUAAAAUCUAUUUGGCGAACAUUCAAAUGCUGCAAAAUGCCUCCAAUGCUCUUAAUCAAAACGACCUAAUCAAACUCAAUUAUAUAUUCGACAACAGUUAUGCGUCCCGGUCCAAGGGAAUAGCGGAUCAAAGUAUUCCAAUACUGAUGUCAACGCACAACCAGUCAAGCAAGGAAGCAGAAACACCCCCACCGGCCAUGAUUUCCAAUUCGGAGGAUUGUGAAAUUAUAGAACGAUAUAUGCAAGUAGUUCGAGACAUUCUGCAGACCCUACAGCCCGACGAAGAGGAACAGAAACGUAUGUUUUUGAAUUUGCACAAGGAAUUUUGGGAUUUGCCACUAAAUCAUCAGGAGAAGCCAAUGGUUUUUGGUUCGCAGACCAAAAAUCGUUACAAGACGAUAUUGCCCAAUGAGAAUUCACGGGUUAUCUUGGAAAAGGAAUCGAAGCUAUUGAUGGAAAUGAUGGAGAACUGCUGUGGCGGUAAUGUAGAGGUUGACGAGGAAACGUUAAUGGAUGGCUUGACAAAACCAUCUAUGUUAGUUGCCGAGGAAGUACCCUACAUCAAUGCCAACUAUAUUAAAGGUCCCGACUACACUUCCAAAUGCUACAUAGCCACCCAAGGUCCUUUGCCCAAUACCAUUUAUGAGUUUUGGCUUAUGAUCUACCAGAAUACCAAGAAAUAUAUCAAAAUAUCCAAAGGUCCAGAUAGUCCUAGUCGACGCCAGGGCAAGCUCUUGCAACAGUAUUAUCAGAAAAUAGUAAUGCUCACAAAUUUCAUGGAAAACAAUCGACAAAAAUGUUCAGUUUACUUUCCGGUCGAAUUAAAUGAAAUCUUCAUUACAACCCCACGAGAAGAAGUGGUCCAAGCCAGUGACAAGUUCACCGACUUUAUCAAUCCAUAUCUAAGCGAAGAAGCUAUGGAGACCGAAAUCGACGAGACGGAGGGUACAGCGGUAAAAGUAAUAAAAAUAGCCUGUAACAAAGUGGAAGUGGACGACGACUUGAAGGCGCAUUUGCCCAACAGUAAAAGCUUCUUUGUUAUGAAGAACGUGGGAAUUGUGAAGAAAAAUGGUUUUUCCAUCAGGAAAAUUCUGAUUUUGUAUUGUGCCAAUUUCACGGAUGUCGUCAACAUUCCAUAUUUGUUGAUUAACAAAUUUGUUUGCUAUCACUACUGGUACCCGGAUUGGCCCGAUCAUCGUUCGCCAAGGGAUAUCAAUACGCUACUGGACAUAUCGCUACAUGUCUCUAACUUGGGAAAAUGUGAAUCGGAGUUUGAAGUCUUCAGCGAUGCCGAAGAAACACCUCCCUCCCAUGUUAAUGCCCAGUCCACCGAAUUGUAUCAACAGGACAUCUUCAAUGCAGUGCAGCCACUGCCAGUCAUACACUGUUCAGCUGGCAUUGGUCGCACGGGUUGCAUGACAGCCAUUUUGAAUGGCAUACGACAAGUGAGGCAAUCUUUGGCUUACUCGCUGACUUCAAUGGCAGCCAAAGCGGCAAAACAGGCCACCUCAGCACAGGCGUUAAGUCCCGUAGAUUUCCGGUUGCCACGUCAAUUUUUGGAGGAGGAUGUUCUACUGCUGGAGGCUCCCAUACCUACAGAUAUCGAUUGCAGUUUUACACGCAACACAUUGCUGUAUAUGCGUUAUAUUUUGAAAAUGGAAAAGAAAAUUAAAGAGCAGGAACGACAACAACAACAACAACAGCAGCGGCAGUCAACAGUAACGAAUGAAAGCCAUCAGGACGUUGACGAGUCGUCUCCCAUUGCCGAAGAAGAAGGAGAAGAAAAAAGAAGAGCAUAUGAGGAGGAUACAUGGAGACUGCCAUCUGUUGCAGAACUGCCAAAAAUGCCCAAUAUUUUCGUUGAUGUCUUGGGUAUUGUUUGCAAUUUGCGAUUACAACGGGGUGGUAUGGUACAAAAUUCCGAACAGUACGAAUUGAUACAUAGAGCUAUAUGCCUAUAUUUAAAAAGGACAUUUGCUUUGAAACGCUUUUAA